UUAGCUUUUCUUGUUGCUGGUUGUCUUUUAAACAAAUCCGUAGGGAAAAGAGGGAAUUCUCGCUUGGUUCUGUCCUUGUGGUUGAGGUCUGUGAGACCUGGCAUUAGAGCUCCUGUACCACACAGUCUCGGCCUGAGGCGCUGGACCGUCUCCCCCCGGCCCCGAGCUCCUGUGCCUGCCAGCGCAGCGGAAAGCAGCGGCAGCAUCAGCCCGGCCCCGCUGCCCUGCCCCCGCCAACCUGCUAUUCCCGUACUCGAUUGGAAGAAGCUAAAACCGCUGUAUUUCUGCCUUCCGUCAGGGCAUUCCUCAAGUUCCUAAUCCAGGCUCCAGAUGAUUAAGGCACUCAUCUUAACGUAUAGGGACAAAUAAUUAUGGUGAAGGAUUAAAAAAGCCGCACCAAGCCCGAAUCGUGAGCCUCCCCGGGAUGCAGAAGUUAGGUUUCAAAAGCCCCGGUAACCCCGCCCGUCUUUGCCGCCUGCCCGCACUUGCUCAGCACGACCAAGGGCGCGCGGAACCAGCUGGCCGGCACCUGGAAACGGGACCGGGGUGGGGGGGGGAGGGGGCAAGGGGCCCGGGCAGGGGCUGCGACCUCCGCGCUCCUCUCGUCCGCAGGGGCCGACCGGGGCCGGGCGCGGGGCUCCCCCUACCUCUCCUCGCCGCCGCCCUGCACGCGUCCUCCGCCGCGCUCUGCGCUCCUGGGCUCUGCCUCCGAAAGCCCCCGGGGCCGCUUAGCUCCCCCCGGUCCCUCCGCGGGGGCCUUGCCCGGGGCUGGGGACAGCGCCCGACCGCGGGGGCGGGAGGAGGCGAGCCGGUCAAGUCGGCGCGGGGAGGGGUCACCUGCCCCGUCUGGAGCCGGCCGCCGGGAUGCCGCCUGCCCGCGCUAAUUGGAUGUUCCCUGGAUGGAGGAUUUCCUCCCCUCCCGGCUGCGGGAGUCAUGAAGUUUGAUCCUGACAACACCGGCUACAUCAGCACAGAGAAGUUUCGUUCCCUUCUCCAGAGACACGGCUCAGAGCUGGACCCCCACAAGCUGGAGGUCCUCUUGGCCCUGGCAGACAGCAACUCAGAGGGGAGGAUCUGCUACCAGGACUUCGUCAACCUGAUGAGCAACAAAAGGUCAAAUAGUUUCCGCCAAGCCAUCCUUCAGGGCAACAGGAGGCUGUGCAGCAAGGCGCUGCUGGAGGAAACAGGGCUGAGCCUGUCACAGAGGCUGAUCCGACACGUUGCAUAUGAGACCCUGCCACGAGAGAUAGACCGCAAGUGGUACUAUGACAGCUAUACCUGCUGCCCUCCACCCUGGUUCAUGAUUACCAUCACCAUCGUAGAGGUUGCCUUUUUUCUUUACAAUGGAGUGGUGCUAGACAGAUUUGUGCUGCAAGUCACCCAUCCCUUAUACCUGAAAAAUGCAUUACUUUACCAUCCUCAACUCCGUGCUCAGGCUUGGAGGUACCUAACCUACAUAUUCAUGCAUGCAGGGAUAGAACACCUUGGACUCAAUGUUGUCCUUCAGCUCUUGGUUGGGGUUCCCCUGGAAAUGGUGCACGGGGCUGCGAGGAUCAGCUUUGUGUACGUUGCUGGAGUUGUGGCAGGGUCCCUGGCAGUGUCAGUAGCUGAUAUGACUGCACCUGUGGUAGGCUCCUCCGGAGGCGUGUACGCGCUUGUCUCAGCUCACUUGGCCAAUAUAGUCAUGAACUGGUCAGGAAUGAAGUGCCAAUUCAAACUGCUGCGCAUGGCUGUUGCCUUGAUCUGUAUGAGUUUUGAAUUUGGAAGAGCUGUGUGGCUGCGAUUCCACCCCUCCGCCUACCCUCCAUGCCCACACCCCAGCUUCAUGGCUCACCUGGGAGGGGUGAUGGUUGGAAUCACCCUCGGUGUCAUUAUCUUGAGGAACUAUGAGCAAAGACUCCAAGAUCAGACUUUAUGGUGGAUCUUCCUUUCUAUUUAUCUAAUCUUUGUGUUGUUUGCCAUCUUCUGGAACAUUUUUGCCUACAGCCUGUUGGAUUUGAAGCUACCUCCCCCUCCUUGAAUGCACAGGACAGGAAACUCUGGAGAGCAGAAGUAGUCUGCCGGCUACAUUAUACGAGUCAAGAUGGAGGAUCUAUUUUUAUAUUUAACUUAGGGGAGGAUGAUUAUUUUCAACACAAUUGUGUGGAAGAAGAUGCUUAAAGAUCUCAUAAGUGAAUGGACUGAUCAGUUUGUUCUUAAAUCUAGCAGGUACUGUAAUGCUGGCUGGCCAGGACCCUGCAGUUUCUCCACUGCUAGGGCUUCCAUUGGGCACCUUGAACCUGGGCAUUUAUCACAUGGUUUGUUAGCACACAUCAAUAUUCUGUACGGGAUAUUUGCAUUUUCCUGGUCAGUGUUGGAAUUACAGCCAGUUGUUGAAUGAAUCUCCUCAAUAUUACUAAAUGCAAGAAGAGAAAAAGAGCAGUCAGUUACUAACUAGAGACUUGCAUGAUACUCACAAGGCAGAUUGGGUUUGGUUUCUACAGAUACAUCCAACUGUUCAGCCAUACCAGUGCCACUGUCUGAUUACUUGAAUGGUUCCUUAAAUUUUUAAGCCUUUGGUGGAACUUGUCUUAUGCACCUUUCAAAGGGAUUGGCAGAACUUUAUCACCCAAAGUGAUGGAGACUGGUCUUUCAACUACAGGUCAAAUGAAAUUGCACUAUAAACCUUGGAAACUCUUUAGAGUGAUGUGGUCACCCAGCUAGAGGUGAAUUUACCGUGCAUGUUUUACUUGAUUUUUACUUUUUUUCCCCAGCCUGUUUUGGCAACAGCUUGUGGCUGGGGUUUCUUUUUGAGAGAUGUAGAAAAAGAAGGCAAAUGUUCAGUUUUGAUUUUGUCAGUUGACAGUGGGGUUUUCUUCUCACUUUGUUUGGGGCUAUGUUGAUUUAACGCCUGGCCCCCAGUGAGGUCCAAGCAAGGAUCUCAACUUCCAGCAGGCUCUAUCUUUAAAGCCAUCCAUUCUGUUUGAAGCCAGAUUUGUCCACUAAAGUUAGUGGAGUUAAAUCGGUGUAUGUCGCACUGGUUUCUUACUGAAGUGGAAGGAGUGUUACAGAGACCACUGUGAAGUUGAUAACACUGGUUUUCAAAUGGCUGCUAAAAUUUGAGGAUGGCAAGUUUCUGAGUUAGUGGAAGUUCGGGAAAGCAACAGUCAGUUGCAAUGAUGCCUUUUCGCUUAGCAUAGGUCAAGCCCAGAUUUUAGUAAUCUGGUUUGAAACACAAUCCAUACAGCAGCACGAUGCGUGCUGCCUGCAUGGACCCGGGGACCAGACCAGAAUGUCUGCACAGUGCGUGCCUCUGCAAGGUGCAUAUUCUGUUUUGCUUCUUGCUUUGGAGAGCUGCCAAACAAUAGUUGAGGAAUGUGGAUGCCUUCCUUUUCUCUCCCCUUUGCCCACCUCGCUUGGUAGCCUGGAUAAAGCAGGAAUGGGAGUCUUUCUAGACUGGCUCCUUUUUUCUUUUUCCUUUGCAGCUUGGUGCCCAAGCACGAGCCAGGAGAGCCCUCCAUGGCACAUCUCUUGGGCAGUGUAGCAGCUGGGUUUUCUAGAGGGGACGUUCACAAGAACUCAUCCACUGUUGUUCCCUUAUUUGCCUUUAUAGGAGAAAUCUCUCCAGAAGGUGGAAGUUCUGCUCCCACAGUAUCUGCUAGUGAAAAUCCUGUUGCCUCAGGGAAAGAGAAGGGAGAGAAGGAAAAGUGUCUCUACAGAUGGGAAUAAGCUUUAUCUGCAAAAGAACCAAGUUUUGCCACAUUUGUGCACGGAAAUGGAAUCUGUGAGGGCACCUUUUCUGCAUGGCUGGCAUGUUGUUCGUGGGCCCUCAAGUCAAGGGGCAAGGGUCAGAGCUCUGUUCAGUCUGGAGAAAUGGGCUCAUUCCCUGUGCUGUUUCAUCUCUGCGGACUGGGUCCAGGUCAGUGCAGUCAUGAGACUUUCCGUGCAUUGCUUCAGGUCAGGAGCUGGCCAGGGUGUUCCAUGCUGGUGGAGAUUGUCUCCCUGGGGAGCCAUAGGCAAGCAGGAGGGGGGGAGCUAGAAUGCAGAGAAAAGCAUGGCUAAUGCCAUUCUUGCUUCACCUAUUGUGAAGCCUUUCUGAUUACAGAUGCCUUUAAACCAGAGGCGAGCAGGAAAUGGGAAUUCCCCUGGAAGUUUUCAUAAAACUUUGAAGAUCUAGGUAGAAAGCAUCAAUCGCAACAAAGCUCAGAUUAUUUUGCCUAUAAUUUAUCAGAGUACAGUAUGAACUGACCAACUUUUAGCUUUGGUUUCUCAGCCAAAAUCUACUUCGUGUCCAUCAGUUUCUUCCCAGGAAAGCUUUCUGUGCCUGCCAGUGAUGUACUCUGUGGCAAAGCAGCAAGCUACAAGUUCAAGGGCCCAAGUUUCUUUAUCAUUUUCACUGGCCCUGCCCAAAAUACCUUUGCUUCUGCUCAGGAGCAGGAGGGAGCUGCACAGAGUAGCCCAGGUGUCCUUCUUUGGUCCUUCAUCCAUAAAUUAACAUAGUGAACAUGAAGUAAUUUAAAAAAAAACAAAAAAC
Molecule: messenger RNA, 4513 nt
Organism: Numida meleagris (helmeted guineafowl)
Lineage: Eukaryota; Metazoa; Chordata; Aves; Galliformes; Numididae
Gene: RHBDL3
Product: rhomboid like 3
Exons: 8
Coding region: 425-2020 (531 amino acids)
Cellular component (GO): membrane
Molecular function (GO): serine-type endopeptidase activity; calcium ion binding
Source: RefSeq, a predicted model, not a curated record